Molecule: messenger RNA, 558 nt
Organism: Parasteatoda tepidariorum (common house spider)
Lineage: Eukaryota; Metazoa; Arthropoda; Arachnida; Araneae; Theridiidae
Gene: Dpm3
Product: Dolichyl-phosphate mannosyltransferase subunit 3
Biological process (GO): GPI anchor biosynthetic process
Cellular component (GO): dolichol-phosphate-mannose synthase complex; endoplasmic reticulum membrane
Source: RefSeq, a predicted model, not a curated record
UCCAAAUCGGGCUUGUCAAAGCAAUAAUAGUGAUGCACGUCUGCUUGUUUAAUGAAUGUUCAUCAAAUUAGUAUUACACAAUUGUUUUUAAAGACUUUUGAUAUGAUAAUUAUAUUUUUGUUGAAUCGAAAAUAAAAAUUCAAUUAUGACUAAACUUGCGGAAUGGUUUACCGGUUUGUUUGUUGUCACUGGGAUUUGGUAUUCCUGUUUAACGAACAAUAUAAUUUUGAAUAAUCAAGACUGGCAUUCUUGGCUUGUACCUUUAUAUGGAGUAAUUGCUUUUGGUAUUUAUUCUUUGUUUGUUGUACUAUACCGGGUAUAUACCUUCAAUGACUGUCCAGAAGCGGCCGAAGAACUGAAAAUGGAAAUAAAACAAGCAAAAGAAGAUUUAAAGAAGAGAGGAUUUAAAUUUGAACAAUAAAUCUAGAAACUAACAUUUUUCUUUUUGUCAAAUGGACCAAUUUAUUUUUACUUAAUUUUGUUAUAUUUAUGUAAAAUACAUUCAUCUUGGGCUGCUUGUUUAUUAAUAUGAAUGUUAUGCAUUAAAUGUUUUACAAU